UUCUCCACAACACACAAAAUAACAAAACUGACAUGAAACUAGAAGUUGCCAAUUUUUUGUGUUUUUGCAUGUCGACAUAACAUAACAUGAGUCAUAUUGAACAAAUCUGACAACUAGCAAGAAGAGUUCUUUAAUUUGAACAUUCUUUGUUUCUUUUUCAAAUUAUUAUUAUGAAUAUAUGACAAAUGCGUCUGUCUAAUUGUAACUUAAUUUGGUGCACGAACCACAUGAGCAUAGCUGAAGAAUUGGUAACAUAAUGGCCCCAGCUAGAUAAGAUUGGUUAUAUCGUAGUCAAUUCAAUUCUUGUCUUAUUUCUACAGUAUAUAUAGUCUGUGUGUGUAGGACUCAUAUAUAUCUAUCUAGAUUGUGUGUAUAUAUACACACACACACAUAACACCCUUUUGAAGAAGUAGAAAAUAAUGGGUGGUCAACAACAGCACAAAAAGUCUAAAGUUGUGAAAAUUGACUCAAGGAAAUCAUGGGAACACCACAUCUUUGAAGCUACCAAUAAAGGUUACCCUGUUAUGGUUCAUUUUUCUGCUUAUUGGUGCGUGCCUUCUAUAGCUAUGGACCCUUUCUUUGAAGAAUUGGCAUCGACCUAUCAAGAUGUCCUCUUUCUGAAGGUGGAUGUGGACGAAGUUAAGGAAGUAGCCUCCAAGUUGGAAAUCAAUGCCAUGCCUACCUUUUUAUUGAUGAGUGGAGGAACUCCAGUGGAGAAAGCUGUUGGUGCAAAUCCUGAUGAAAUUAGGAAAAGGAUGGACCAUUUUAUUAACCAAACUCAUUCCUCCAAAUCACUCUGAUGCAUGAUGAGCACAUUGAACAGAGUUUGACUAAGAUGUAAAUAAGAUCUACGUGUUUUUUUUUUUGUCCAUUUAAAUUUUAAAGUAUGAUUCAUUUCUAUGUAAUAAUAUAUAUUCUAAUGGUACUGGUCUUGAUUUUUUUAUUAAUUUGUAAAAUUAUGUUUGGUGUGGAUGUGAAGUGACAAACAAAUUGUGAAGCUGAUGUAUUGUAAAAGGGUAUUGUAGUACUUCAAAAUGCUAUUUGUAAAUUGUAUAUUUAAAUAUUCUUUCUGGUUGUAUCAA
Medicago truncatula (barrel medic) is the source of this 1082-nucleotide messenger RNA. Lineage: Eukaryota; Viridiplantae; Streptophyta; Magnoliopsida; Fabales; Fabaceae. The record is from RefSeq and is a predicted model, not a curated record.